Lates calcarifer (barramundi perch) is the source of this 2008-nucleotide messenger RNA. It is a transcript of the gene gins2, whose product is annotated as GINS complex subunit 2. The record is from RefSeq and is a predicted model, not a curated record. The coding region runs from base 136 to 696 and encodes 186 amino acids. NCBI's taxonomy places the organism in Eukaryota, Metazoa, Chordata, Actinopteri, Centropomidae. Gene Ontology annotation, biological process: DNA replication; double-strand break repair via break-induced replication. The transcript is spliced from 5 exons. Gene Ontology annotation, cellular component: nucleus; GINS complex.
AUAUCUGACUUCCUGUUGAUGACGAGUUUGUCUUCUCCUUGUCUUCCUUGUAGAUUUGUGUAGCUCGCAGCGCGGGAAUAUUUUGCAGCGUGAAUGAGAGAGUAGUUAUUUUUAAAUUAAACAUAACAAACAAAUAUGGAUCCUUCCGAGGUCGAGUUCCUCGCCGAGAAAGAGACGGUGAAGAUUAUUCCAAAUUUCAGUCUGGACAAGAUCUAUUUGAUCGGGGGCGACCUGGGUCCCUUCAACCCUGGACUGCCAGUUGAUGUCCCUGUGUGGCUGGCUCUUAACUUGAAGCAGAGACAGAAAUGUAGAAUUGUUCCUCCUGAGUGGAUGGACGUUGAGAAACUGGAGGAGAUGCGAGAGCUUGAGAGGAAAGAGAACACCUUUACGCCUGUUCCCAGCCCUUACUACAUGGAGCUGACCAAACUGCUACUGAACCACGCAUCAGACAAUAUUCCUAAAGCAGACGAGAUCCGCACACUGGUCAAAGACAUCUGGGACACACGUAUCGCUAAACUCCGCCUGUCCGCUGACAGCUUCAUCAGUCAGCAGGAGGCUCAUGCCACGCUGGACAACCUGACUCUGAUGGAGAUCAACACCAUUCGAACCUUUCUCCUUGACUCUCUCAACUGCAUGUACAAACUCCGGUCCAAUCUGCAGCCUGGUUCCAGUAAAGGACAAUUUGCGGACUAUUAAUUCGCUAGAUCAAGGCCUGCUGAACAGGUUUGGAUCUUGUCCCAAGAAUUUGGGAGAGCUGGGGAUAAAGCCUUGGACUGAGGUGUGUAUUUACUGAGUAACUUCCUCAUUACUGAAAAGAAACUGAAGAAAGCAGAAGAGUUUUACUCAGCCUUUUUAAGGGAUUAUACUUCUCUCGUGGGGGACGUCUUAAUCUGUAUGGAAGCUUUAAAUGCAGCUGCUGUUUGCAAUGUGCAUACUUACUUUCAUUUAGGAUGCUCACAGUAGUUUAAAAAGUCUCCAUGCAUUUGUAUGUUUCAAUAUGUGACAAAAAAAUUUAUUAGUGUGUAGUAAGUGUAAUUUUUGGCAUUUCUCCUACAGUGUUUGAUUUUUCAUUGUGUGUAUUUGUCGUCAUUUUCUUUGUGUAAUACUUCCUCUGAAUUUUUAAAAAUGUUCUGGAGGAAUGCAGUUUAGCAGGUUCAAGAUUUGCGAGCGAAGUAGACACAUCCUAAAUAAAUAGUAGCCACGAGGAGCCAUAGUACAGUAACAGCAACAGCAGAACUAUUCCUAAAGCCUAAAUUACAGUACAUUUCUGAUUUUAGUUUUCUGUGAAAAUGUCUACCUACUGUACCAGCAUCCACAAACAGACAAAGAUUAGUAUUUAACAUUUUUGAAAUAUUUUAUUUUCUUUUUUGUCUGAAAUCACAGCCAUAUAUUCAUAAAUACCUAAUUACUACAUUCAACAAAGAAUAUAUUACAUUACAAUGAAUUCAAACAAGUACAUUUUAAAAACAGGAUUUCACAGCAUCUAGACAUCCUCCACUGAGUAAUGGGGCUAUUGCAUGGGCGUGCGUGGGUUGGAGACACAGGGAUGCUGGGUAAGGGGGCUUACUGUACUACACCUUCCUCCCCAGCUCAUUGGCAGCUUCCCUCAGCAUGCGUGCUCCCUCCUUAGCUGACAGGUUGCACACUUGGCUCUUUUCUACUCUGUAAAAAAAAUAAAAGAUGAUGGACUACACUGUGUCCCUCUGGACUGGCUCAGGCCUCGUUAAAGAAAAAGAUCUUGUGAUUAAAUUAUUUGUUGGAGAUGAUUUUAGAUAAAGGAAUUCUGUGCCCGUUCUCUUGCACAUAUCUGUCAGGACUGGGACGUACAGUACAGAGACUUCAAUGUAAAAUGUAAAGGCCCUAAUCUCUGAUGUUACGUGGAGAAUGUCCAUCUUGUGGACUGAAAAUCAUUCACAUGCUCCCAAAUUCCUGAGGCACUUGUAAGUCCUAUACAUGGGGUAGUUGUGCUUCCGUCUUUAUUAAUAAAUUAACUUUCUGCACAUUUUCA